Molecule: messenger RNA, 1269 nt
Organism: Danaus chrysippus (African queen)
Lineage: Eukaryota; Metazoa; Arthropoda; Insecta; Lepidoptera; Nymphalidae
Source: the annotation of a GenBank genome assembly
AUGGGUGAAAUAAGAAGUGGAAUUGGAUCUCGCGAUUAUUAUGAAAUGUAUUCUAGUUUCAUAGACAAAUUUGGACCACGUCCAUCAGGAAGUGAGACACUCGAAAAGGCAAUUGACUAUAUGAAAGAUCUCACAAUCAAGCACGGAGUACAUGAUGUUCACACUGAGGAUGUCAUGGUUCCUGAAUGGAAACGUGGCCAUGAAUCCCUUAAAAUGAUAAGACCACGACUAACGAAACUGUCUAUUCUUGGCAUUGGACUCAGCGUUCCAACGCAUGGAAAAAUUAGAGCAGAAGUUAUUGUGGUAUCUAGUUUUGAGGAAUUGGAAAGAAUCGAUAAUGCCAUAAUUAAGGGCAAAAUCGUUCUUUUUAAUGCUCCUUUUACUACUUAUCAAAAUACUAUUCAGUACAGAAGAAAUAGUGCCGUUAAAGCAGCUAGAAAGGGUGCUGUAGCAGUUUUAAUUCGAAGUAUUACUCCUAGAUCCUUAUAUACAACUCAUACUGGAGAUUUAGUUUAUGAACCCCACGUUAAAAAAAUACCAGCUGCAGCAAUUACAAUAGAAGAUGCUGAUCUUUUACAGCGAAUUUAUAACCGUGGGGAAGUUAUUGUUGUAGAAAUGCAAAUGUCUAAUGAACUGAAAGUAAAUAAAUCUAGAAAUUUAAUUAUUGAUGUAAAAGGUUAUGAUAUUCCGGAUAAAAUGGUUAUAGUUUCUGGACAUAUAGAUAGUUGGGAUGUCGGUCAGGGUGCUAUUGACGAUGGGGGUGGUAUGAUGAUUAGUUGGUUUGUGCCUGUUGUUUUAAAUUACCUUAAAUUAAAACCGAGAAGAACUCUGAGAGUAAUAUUAUGGACGUCUGAAGAAGUAGGCCUUAAUGGUGCAAAAUCCUACAUGAAUAGACACAGUGAUGAAUUGGAUAACAUAGAUUUUAUAAUGGAAUCUGAUGAAGGAACAUUCAAACCUUUGGGUUUGGAAGUAGCUGGACCUAAAGACCUUACAUGCUUAAUUAAUGAAAUUUUACAAUUAUUUACACCAUGGGAUUUAAAUAGGUUGAAAGUAGCCAAUAGCACAGGAUCCGAUAUUUCUAUAUUUGUUGAUAAGGGAAUUCCUGGAGCGUCCCUUUUAAAUAAAGAUGAUCGUUAUUUCUGGUAUCAUCAUUCAGAUGCUGAUACCUUAACUGCUCAAAGUAAGUCUGAUGUUCUAGACUGCGCUGCAUUUUGGGCUGCAAUAUCAUAUCUCAUUGCCGAAUUACCUGUUAAUAUUAGCAGAAGUUAA